This is a messenger RNA of Serpula lacrymans var. lacrymans S7.9, 1973 nucleotides long. RefSeq lists its product as uncharacterized. Lineage: Eukaryota; Fungi; Basidiomycota; Agaricomycetes; Boletales; Serpulaceae. The coding region runs from base 704 to 1231 and encodes 175 amino acids. The transcript has 10 exons. The record is from RefSeq and is a predicted model, not a curated record.
AGAGUAAACAAACCACUCACGUGUUUCCAGUGACAAUCUGACAUGUUUAGCAAGGCGGCGGCGCUUGUGGGAAGGCUCAAUAGCCAUGGCAUGCGGUCUGGAACAGAUGACAUGCGCUGGCUGCGAUGUCGUUUUAUGGUAACCGGUGUGACAAGAGGUGUGAGCAUGGUUGAGAAUGGGAUACUUGCAAUCAGUCUCCGGGAACGACAAGCCAACAUCAGCAAACAAAAGCGUGUUGCGUUCACGUUGAUCGCUGCAGGCGCAUGGCACAUUUUUGGAGGGCUCACGUGAAUUCUAUCCGGAAUGGUAUAAAAAGAAAGCUCAAGGUUUACCUUGCCAUCCCCACGUCCUUUCAUGGACUCAGGAGUGGCCCAUUUUUCCCUUAGCCUCCCUCGUAUUGACACUCUGACAACAUUUGGUGGAAAUGCAGGAAAUCGGCCACCGCUCAAUCACACCCCAUCCUCAGCACUGGACCCACACAAUGCAACAAGUCCUUCCCCCUCAGCAUCUCUGUUGGUGUAUCACAGGAGCACGAAGUGGUAGCUCCACAUACCGAUGCAGAAAUGCGCACGGCACCCAGUUCAGCGCCUGGGUAUAUAAUUCUGCCAUUGUUUAUUGACAGACUGGCUUGUGACCAGAAACUAGAGCCUGCACAAAGGGAAAGCCUACAUGAUUUUGUCAAGGAGGAUUGACUAAACCAGACAUGGCCACUCGCUUAUACCUCCUGGCAGCAUUAUUUGGCGAAGUGGCAGAACGGCGUCGACAAGCCAGAAACAGCCCAUUUGCUGGUGAAAAUAUCAGGGCCUUGUUUGCAGACUUGAAGAUACGCUUAGAGGACAGUUUCUGUUUUACAGCCGAGCAAAAGGCCAAUAUCCGAAUUAUUGCACAAAACAUCAUCUUUCAACCCACCCGCACAGGAUUCAAAUCAAUCAACAUUGAAGUUGAGAAAACAUUACAAAUAGAAAAGGAAAACAUGAGGUUGAUGAAUGUGUUUUGUAUACCGGCACGAGAACGUCAGCUGGCAGCUGGAAUAAGAGAUGUCUGUUCAAGUGUUCGGAAUAAUUUUAGGCAGGAUAUUCGAGACAGUAUCACUGGGCCAAAAGCUGUUGAAGUCGCCAAAUUCACUUACAGCAUGGCACUGAAAUACAAAAGAGGGCGGAUAGGUGACAAACCGGACACCGCAUAUACAUUCCAUAUUGCGUUACUGGUGUUUGAUUUACAUGAGUUUUAAUUUGUUUUCUGACAGAUAUCACUGCAAAGGUGUUUCGGCUAUGAACACAUGGAGCUCAUCAGUAGCGCAGCAAUAGAGAGUGAGGAAUAUGGAGGCAACUUGGAUGAUGUGAAUGAAUGGCCCAGGAAAAAAAGUAAAGGACAAACAGGUGGCUGUGUCACCCAGGGAGAGGACUUCUGGGGUCAAGUGGACUCGUGGUUUGUGAAGGGGAUGUCAAUUUGAGGGCGAAACCUGAAGGGUGCCGAGUGGAAAGAAUGCAUGUGAUGUUGACUGAUGUUGUUAAUCAUUGAUAGGGUCAAUCACUGGCCAGAACGUGGCUAUGAUGUGAUCCCACCUUGAAAGAGAUUGUUCACGAUUAAAACCAGUGAAAGCUGGGUCCAGGUCUGCCCCGGAGGGCCAUGCUAUGCCAUAUUCUAGUUAUAUAAUUCCAUUCAAACCGUAUCCACCCAGGCAAAAUUCCUGCGACCAGGAAUAAAUGGAAUCACAUUGUCAAGAUAAUCCUGGGAUGAUGGUAGGGGGAGCAGAGACGGAAAUAUGUAGAAUGAGACGACAUGGGCGGGUGUUGGAGCGUCUCCGUAAUCAAAUUGGGGUUAUGAAAACUUCGUCCCAGGUCUUGGGCAAUGACGGCAGUGCACGUAGGAAAGCUUUGAACCACAUCUCGUAAAAUCUAUCUCCGAGUGUCGUUAGAGAUUCAACCAAGUUGGUUGAGUCAACGCCUUUGGCAACCUUCGGACCUUCGUCC